AAUUAUAACUCUUUUAUUCAAAAUUUGAUCCUCUUCCUUCAACUGUUGGUACUACUGUGUCGCCGGGCGGUUAAGUAUAAUUUUAAUAAUAUUUUCCGCUAGAGGCGCUGGUAUUUUACGUCGACGUUUACUAUUCGUUUCCGGUUUACGUUGUAGCUUAACGACGUUGUUCAUUUUUCAUUAUACAUCCGUUUGCACAUAAUAAUCGUAUACGCAAAUGGCGACUGCCGUACCUUCGAGAUUUGCUGUUCUCAGCAUUGAUGAUGACGAUUGUAAGCCGAAGAAAACUCAGAAGAGUGUUACUGCUGGUAAGACAAAUCAAAAAUCUAAAAAUGAUAAAGCGAAGCAACAGCAACAACAAAAGAAGGAUGACAAGAAAAAACAAAACAAGGGAAAAAAGAAAAAGCCCAAUAAUAAUAACAGUGAUAACCAACAAUGGGAACAGUGGAAACAAAAAGAUACAAUGGCUGUCGAGGAAACAUUUGAGCAAGAGUUGCAUCAAGCCAUCUUACUGUCAAAGCUGUCUUAUGAAGAGCAACUAGUAAAUGCAGCUAAAUCAGAAAAAGAACCGGAGCCAAAUAAGAAAUCAGGGAAAAAGUCGAAAAAAGCUACUAUGUCAUUGGAGGAAUUCAACAAUAUGGGAUCCAAUGCUCCUCAAGAGAUAGUUUUACCCCCUGAAACCGGAGACAAUAAAUCGAAAGAACCGGAUGUAGAAUUUUUCGAAAGAGUCGAGAAAGAAACAAAAGAAGAGAUUACAAAAGGAAAAGAAAAGGAUAUAUUGAAGGCAAGAUUCAAUAAAAUUGAUGAUGAUAUCACAUCUGCUCAAUUAAGGGUGGAAGUGGAGAAACGUGACGAAAUUAUUAAAGAGUUAAGAACGCAGGUCGAUAACUUAAAGGAAGAAUUGACACAGGUUAAGGAACGGAAUAAAAAGCUUUAUCAAAUACUAUCUCACGGGGAAAUGAAAGACAAAGCUUCAGUAUUGGCCGAAGUAGCGAAAUUACAAGAAAUACGAGAUGAAUUGACAACAGAGGUGGCAUCUCUCCAUGCACAAUUAGAACAAGAAAGGUCCAAAACGCGAGCUACUAAUACGGACGCGAAACCGUCGAAACAAACUAAUAAGAAGAGACCCGCUAGUGAAAAUGCCUAAAAUACAAAAUAUUUUUAUUGAAUGUGUAAAGUACUAAACCAUUGUGAUCUACAAAGCUUAAUUUACUGCUAAUGAUUAAUCAGUUAACAGUCUUAAGACUGAUGUGUAAUUAUUAAAAGUUAAGAUCUCAUAGAAAUGUACCACGUACUUGACAUCUAAUUAUAUAAAGACUUUUUAAGUACAUAUUUUUUAGAUAUAUAAUUCAUUCGAUAAAAAUAUGAACGUGUUCGUAUUUUUCUAAACUGUAUACUUUUAUUUGUAAUUCGUCCUAUUAUUUUCACGAUACGUCUUUACACGAAACUCGUGCAACAUAAUCUUCCAAAUUCUACGAGAACCUAUGUUAGUGAGUAGACACUAUGUGAAAUAUUUUGUAAUAAAUAUAUUCAGUAUA
This is a messenger RNA of Osmia lignaria (orchard mason bee), 1538 nucleotides long. Its product is annotated as G kinase-anchoring protein 1-B. The record is from RefSeq and is a predicted model, not a curated record. Gene Ontology annotation, biological process: signal transduction. NCBI's taxonomy places the organism in Eukaryota, Metazoa, Arthropoda, Insecta, Hymenoptera, Megachilidae. Gene Ontology annotation, cellular component: Golgi apparatus.